AUGUCUUUGCACUUGAGGGACGAAGCUGGAGGGAACGAGCCUGAUAUGCUUAAACUCAUUGAACUCAUGCACACAAAUAAAAAGACAGGUGUAAAGGACAAGAAGGUGGUACAGAUUACUGAGACAGUUAGGUCUCAGGUAAACCAGAUUGCUUCUCAACGGCAGACUCAAGGAGAAGGCCCCAUGACACAAGCGGAGAUUAAUGCUGUUGUUGUUAGAAGGUUAGUGGAUAACAUGCACAUGUCUUUUCCAUGCAACUCUAAUGCAGCCCAGGGAGAUCACGAGCAACUGCGAGAGGAGGUGAAGACGUUGAAGAAGAUUCAAAUUGAGAAAGAUGCUCAAAUCAAAUUUCUCUUAAAUUGCAACAAGUUAUUCCUUGAUAAGUUAGGCAUUUGUCCACCGUCUCCUUUGUCAUCUCCAAUGGACGAGGAUGAAUCAGAGACUCAAGAAAAGAUCAUGGGAAUUUAA
Messenger RNA from Microthlaspi erraticum, 468 nucleotides. The record is from the annotation of a GenBank genome assembly. NCBI's taxonomy places the organism in Eukaryota, Viridiplantae, Streptophyta, Magnoliopsida, Brassicales, Brassicaceae.